This is a messenger RNA of Entelurus aequoreus (snake pipefish), 8184 nucleotides long. It is a transcript of the gene plod2, whose product is annotated as procollagen-lysine, 2-oxoglutarate 5-dioxygenase 2. Gene Ontology annotation, biological process: peptidyl-lysine hydroxylation. Bases 225 to 2495 code for a protein of 756 amino acids. Gene Ontology annotation, cellular component: endoplasmic reticulum. Lineage: Eukaryota; Metazoa; Chordata; Actinopteri; Syngnathiformes; Syngnathidae. Gene Ontology annotation, molecular function: procollagen-lysine 5-dioxygenase activity; iron ion binding; L-ascorbic acid binding. The transcript has 20 exons. The record is from RefSeq and is a predicted model, not a curated record.
UCUGUCUCGGGCGUGAAUGCUGCCGCGGUGACUGGAGACCCGAGCCCAAGACUAAGCCCCAGACCUGACCCCUGCAAUUAACGACCCGGGGGGGGGGGCCCGCUCUGAGCAAAACUUGGACUUUCUGCAAACUUUUCCCCACACAGAGGACCCCCACCCGCCGCCUCCUUAUAUGUUAGCGCCAGACCCCCUGCGGAGGUGAAAAGGUCCAGUGACCCCCGGCGAUGGAGUACCUCAACUUGUGCGUGGUGUUUUCCUGCUGGAUGGCGUGUGCCGACUCCCUGGGGUCCUCCGACACGCCCAAGGCUCCCGUGCCCAUUCCCCACGACAAAAUGCUGGUGGUCACCGUGGCAACAGAAGAAACCGACGGCUUCCUCCGCUUCAUGCAAUCUGCUAACUAUUUUCACUACGCUGUGAAGGUGUUGGGAUUGGGAGAGGCGUGGAAGGGUGGUGACGUUGGACGAUCUAUAGGUGGAGGACAAAAAGUCAGACUACUGAAGGAGGCCAUGGAAGGCUUAGCGGAGCAGGAAGAUCUGGUGGUCCUCUUCGUGGAUAGCUAUGAUCUUAUCUUCGCCGGGGGACCAGAGGAGAUUCUCAGGAAGUUCCAGCAAGCCAACCACAAAGUCAUUUUUGCUGCAGAGGGCUUGGUCUGGCCAGAUAAGAGGCUGGCUGACAAGUAUCCCUCGGUUCGCAGUGGCAAGCGCUACCUCAACUCAGGAGGAAUAAUUGGGUAUGCACCGUACAUAAACCGAAUUGUUUCACAGUGGACCCUUCACGACAACGACGACGACCAGCUCUUCUACACUAAGAUAUUUGUGGACCCUCUACAAAGAGAGUCUCUCAAUAUGACUUUGGACCACAAAUGCCAGAUUUUCCAGAACCUGAAUGGAGCAAUUGACGAAGUACUCUUGAAGUUUGGAACUGACCGCGUGAGAGUUAGGAACAAGGUGUACGACUCUCUGCCAGUGGUCGUUCACGGCAACGGGAACACUAAAAUGUACUUGAACUACUUGGCCAACUACGUACCCAACACCUGGAACUACGAACACGGCUGCAGCCACUGUGACGACCACGUCCUGGACUUGUCUCAGGUGAAAGAGUACCCCAACGUGCUGGUUGGCGUCUUCAUUGAGCAACCAACGCCGUUCCUUCCCGAGUUCUUCCAGCGGCUGAUGACGUUGGACUAUCCCAAAGAUAAACUCAAGGUUUUUGUCCACAACAACGAGGUUUACCACGAGAGGCACAUCCAGAAGUUCUACGAAGCCCAUAAGAACGUGUUCAAGAGUUUCAAGGUGGUUGGACCGGAAGAGAAUCUGAGCCAGGGACAGGCCAGAAACAUGGGCAUGGAUCUCUGCCGCCAGGACUCCACAUGCGACUACUACUUCAGCAUCGACUCAGACGUGAUGCUCACCAACGCGCAGACACUGAAGCUCCUCAUCGAGCAGAACAGGAAGAUAAUCGGCCCCAUGGUCACUCGCCACAGCAAGCUGUGGUCCAACUUCUGGGGAGCUCUGAGUCUGGAUGGUUAUUACGCUCGCUCGGAGGAUUACGUCGACAUCGUGCAGAGAAAACGGGUGGGUUUGUGGAACAUUCCUUACAUGGCGCACAUAUACCUGGUCCAGGGCAGCGCUUUGAGGAAGGAGCUGAAAGAAAGGAACUACUUUGUUCUUGAGAAACUGGACCCCGACAUGGCUCUGUGCAAACACACCAGAGACCUGACCAGUCACAGAGAAAAAGAAUCCCCUUCUCCGGAAUCAUUCCAUAUGCUCAGGCCCCCAAAGGGAAUCUUCAUGUACUUAACAAACCGCCACAACUUUGGAAGGCUCAUUUCCACAGCCAAUUAUAACACCUCUCGUUCGAACGGUGACCUGUGGCAGAUCUUUGAAAACCCUCUGGACUGGAAGGAGAAGUACAUCCACCCCAACUACAUGAAGAUUUUUACUGACAACGACAUCGAAGAGCCUUGCCCAGAUGUGUUUUGGUUCCCGGUCUUCACAGAAAGAGCCUGUGACGAGCUGGUGGAGGAGAUGGAGAACUUUGGCUCGUGGUCGGGGGGCAAACACGAGGACAAGAGGAUAACUGGCGGCUACGAGACGGUGCCCACGGACGACAUCCACAUGAAGCAAAUAGGCUUCGACAAGGAGUGGCUCCACUUCAUCCGAGAGUUCAUCGCGCCCGUCACCCUCAAAGUCUACUCCGGCUACUACACCAAGGGUUACGCCGUCAUGAACUUCGUGGUCAAGUACACGCCCGGGAGGCAGUCGUACCUCAGACCUCACCACGACUCCUCCACCUUCACCAUCAACGUGGCGCUCAACAACAAAAACACCGACUUUCAGGGCGGAGGCUGUCGUUUCCACCGGUACAACUGUUCCGUAGACUCGCCCCGGAAAGGCUGGAGCUUCAUGCACCCCGGACGACUGACCCACCUCCAUGAAGGUCUACCAACCACCAACGGGACGCGCUACAUCGCCGUGUCCUUCAUUGACCCCUAGAACUUUGGACCGAUCUUCAAUUUGUGCCUCCUUUUGUUCAUUUGCAACCAACACAAAAAACCGGAUGACGACCCGCAUGACUUCAUCAGGUCUCCGCGGGAUUUGCAAGGACCCGGUUGGCCACCGAGCGAGGGUUUGAUUGGCUUCUUAUCGGUACAGUUUUUGGCUCUCAUCUUGUAUCCCAAAACCUAUCCUGAGCACAGCUCCAUGUACAGUAGGGAAGGGGUUCCUAUGGCCCCGGUCCAGGGGCGGAUCUCGCAGUUUGCUGAAUAUGAUGGAAAGCGCCACUCUGUGGUCAAAGUUGGAAUUGCCACAAGACACAUUUUAAGAUAUCAGAAUAAUGCCAUCUAGUGGCCGACGUAGAUAGCGCAAUUUUGUCACAUUUCAUGUGUCAGGUAAACUCUGAAAAAAUGGGGCCGUAUGAACCCUCUUCCUACUGUAUAAAGUAAAGCGCUUGCGGGUAUCACUCCAGGUAUAGCACGGCGCUAUAUAAAUAGAGACCAGACCAUGAGUAUCCUGCUAAGAAGUUACCGUUUAAAGGAAUGCAAAUUCCAUAUCUUCAAAGUUUGAGGAGAAAACGAAGAAGAGAUCCUGGGUAACUUCAACUUAGUGUUAGUCUACGUUUGUUUACCCGCAAGCACACGUCCAGGUAAAUCUACUUCCAGGUAAACUCAACAUAUCAAAUUACCAAAAAAUAUAUUUAGUGUCUAGGAGAGGAGAUCCUGGUUAAUCGUAUUUUCCAGACUGUAAGCAGCUACUCUGCCCCCACGCUUUGAACCCCGCGGCUAAUCUAUGGAUUUAUCUUCGCAAACGGCCACAAUGUUUUGUAUCGAACACACAGUUUUCAUAAAACACCCACAGAGACACUGAAAAGGCGUGUUAUUGUUUGUGCUAUGGCGCCGUCAAUUGGGACGAGUUUGACAAUGAACUUCCUGUCUUGGUCCUUGACUCGGAAGUGUAACCAUCAAUAGCGGCACUCCAAACGACGAUUGUAAGUUUUACAAUACAACUAAAACCAUUCUCACUUACUAAACCGUCCCGUGCGCGAUGUCUGUAGGAGUGUUUUCGUGCAUAGCUGUAUGCGCUAUCGGGAUGUAAUCAAGCUAGCAUCGUUAGCAUUAGCAAGUAUGCUAGCACGUUUACGAGUGUCCGUGUUGGCAUUGUCAACUUGCAAUGGCGUUCUUUUUGUUUUGUUUCGGUUUUGUAAAUUCACUGAAGCGUCACUGUGGCGUUAUUGAGUUUAUUUAGCUAUUUAUUUAGCCAUGAUAAUGACUUCUGUUUUGUUUGAUCAUCCGUUUUACUGCCGAAUUACAGACACUGUUUGGAAACAAUUUGGGUAGGAAAUAAAUAUUUACAAAAUCUUUCGUACCGGUAUAAAUCUGCAACUAAUAAAUGUAUGUAGAAAUAUUUAUUCAUACUAAAAUUUGGUGGGUGUGGCUUAAAUAUCGGUGCUUUUUAUAGCCUGGAAAAUACGGUAAUUCCGUUUAAAAUCGUAGUAGAGUCCUCCUCUGUCUUCUUCUGUUUGUUUCCACAUACAUUGGGGUAAACUAGGCGAAUCAAAAAUUAAAUAAAAUGUUUUAAAUUUGAUUUAAUCAAUAUUUGUAUUAUAAGAAAGACAUUGAUUGUGUUAUGUUUGUUUUACGCAAACAAAGACAAAACAUAUGAACAAAACAGGUUGUGUUGUUUGUGUUGGUUUCAAAUGCAAUAAUCGAAUGGUUCACGGAUUGUUUCACCCUUUUAUUGUUAAAUUUGUUGUUGAUUAUAAUUUUUUAAAGCAAUUGCUUUAAAAAGACGGGUAACGACAUCAAGUCAGUCUCUGUCAAACAGAGUGUUGGCUGGAAAACUUGUUCACACUGCAGCUCAAUUCCGGGUGUUUUUUUUCGUUGCCCAAAUUUGACAUGGAUCUGUGUUUCUUGAAGUCAACGCUAUUGUCUUACAGUAGAAGGCUACGGUAGCUACACAACAGAUUGAGUUAACAUAUAGUUCACAACAGUACCGUUUCAUUUUGUUUUAAAUUUUUAAAAUGUUAUUUUAUUUAAAAAUCCGACCCAGGCCUUUUUGGCACGUGGCUAUGAAUCCGAUAUGUGUUUGAUGUGACUGCAGUCUGAAUGUUCAGGUGGCUUCUAAAUAACCUGUACGUCAUGGAAAGGUGACAAACGUCAAGCUCCUUCGCCAAAGCUGAAAGGAAAUGGUGGACGAAGAAUCAGGAAACAGUCAGUGGUGAAAAGUUUUAGAAGUGACUGAAAUAUCGGAGGAUUUACGUGUAUGUUCCCCCGCAGCCACACACAUUAAAUUCUUAGAAGACGAUUAUAAAUGUUGAGUCUGGUUGCACAAACUCCUUGAAAUCAUCCAAUCAAAAGUAUUUCUUUGGAAAAUCAUCCUUUAUGUUGGGUGGCGCUGACCCCGAAAGGGACAAGCGGUAGGAAAUGGAUGGAUGGAUGGCUGUUCUCUUACAUUGAAAGGCUAAGCUAGCUACACAACAAAUUGAGCUAACAUUGCUAAUUCACACAUUUUUAACUGUUAUUACUUACCGCUUCAUUGUCUCCUCCAUUGUCAUAAAUAAGCACCGAACCGCCGUUGAAAUGAAUUUUUCGGAAAAUCGUUCUUUAUUUUGCCGAAGGACAGCGGCGCUAUUGUCUUACAGUAGAAGGCUACGGUAGCUACACAACAGAUUGAGUUAACAUCGUUCACUAAUUUCUAACUUGCUGUUAUUACUUAUCGUUUCAUUGGCGCCUUCAUUGCCAUACAAAGUAGGCAUCGAGUCUGCCAUUAGAAGUACUUUAUAAGAAAGUAUUUUUUGAUAUUGCCAAAGGACGGUGACUGUUCUCUUACAUUGAAAGACUGAGCUAGGUUCAUUUUCUCCUCCAUUGCCAUAAAUAAGCACCGAACCGCCGUUAAAAUUAAUUUUUUGGAAAAUCCUUCUUUAUUUUGUGGAAGGACAGCGACACUAUUGUCUUCCAGUAGAAGGCUACGGUAGCUACACAACAGAUUGAGUAAACAUACCGUUCACAAAUUUCUACCUUGCUGUUAUUACUUAUGGUUUCUUUGCCAUAAAAAGUAGGCAUCGAGUCUGCCAUUAGAAGUAUUUUAUUAGAAAGUCCAAUUUUUUAUAUUGCCAAAGGACGGUGACUGUGUUCUCUUACAUUGAAAGGCUGAGCUAGCUUCAGUGUCUCCUCCAUUGUCCUAAAUAAGCACCAAACCGCCGUUGAAAUUAAUUUUUCGGAAAAUCGUUCUUUAUUUUGCCGAAAGACAGCGACGCUAUUGUCUUACAGUAGAAGGCUACGGUAGCUACACAACAGAUUGAGCUAACAUAUCGUUCACAAAUUUCUAACUUGCUGUUAUUACUUAUCGUUUCAUUGCCGAGCUUCAUUGCUAUAAAAGCAGGCAUCGAGUCUGCUAUUACAAGUAUUUUAUUAGAAAGUAAUUUUUUAUAUUGCCAAAGGACGGUGACUGUGUUCUCUUACAUUGAAAGGCUGAGCUAGCGUCAUUGUCUCCUGCAUUGCCAUAAAUAAGCACUGAACCGCCGUUGAAAUUAAUUUUUCGGAAAAUCGUUCUUUAUUUUGCCGAAAGACAGCGACGCUAUUGUCUUACAGUAGAAGGCUACGGUAGCUACACAACAGAUUGAGUUAACAUACCGUUCACAAAUUUCUAACUCACUGUUAUUACUUAUCGUUUUAUUAGCGAACUUCAUUGCUAUAAAAGCAGGCAUCGAGUCUGCUAUUACAAGUAUUUUAUUAUAAAGUAAUUUUUUAUAUUGCCAAAGGACGGUGACUGUGUUCUCUUACAUUGAAAGGCUGAGCUAGCUUGUCUUACAGUAGAAGGCUACGGUAGCUACACAACAGAUUGAGUUAAAAUACCGUUCACAAAUUUCUAACUUGCUGUUAUUACUUAACGUUUCAUUGCCAUAAAAAGUAGGCAUCAAAUCUGCCAUUAGAUGUAUUUUAUUAGAAAUGAAUUUGUUAUAUUGCCAAAGGACGGUGACUGUGUUCUCUUACAUUGAAAGGCUGAGCUAGCUUCAUUUUCUCCUCCAUUGUCAUAAAUAAGCACCGAACCGCCAUUAAAAUGAAUUUUUCGGAAAAUCGUUCUUUUUUUUGCCGAAGGACAGCAACGCUAUUGUCUUACAGUAGAAGGCUACGGUAGCUACACAACAGAUUGAGCUAACAUAUCGUUCACAAAUUUCUAACUUGCUGUUAUUACUUAUCGUUUUAUUGGCGAACUUCAUUGCUAUAAAAGUAGGCAUCGAGUCUGCCAUUAGAAGUAUUUUAUUAGAAAGUCCAAUUUUUUAUAUUGCCAAAGGACGGUGACUCUGUUCUCUUACAUUGAAAGGCUGAGCUAGCUUCAUUGUCUCCUCCAUUGCCAUUAAUAAGCACCGAACCGCCGUUGAAAUUAAUUUUUCGGAAAAUCUUUCUUUAUUUUGCUGAAGGACAGCGACGCUAUUGUCUUCCAGUAGAAGGCUACGGUAGCUACACAACAGAUUGAGUUAACAUACCGUUCAAAAAUUUCUAACUUGCUGUUAUUACUUAUCGUUUCAUUGGCGAACUUCAUUGCUAUAAAAGCAGUCAUCGAGUCUGCCAUUAGAAGUAUUUUAUUAGAAAGUAUUUUUUUAUAUUGCCAAAGGACGGUGACUGUUCUCUUACAUUGAAAGGCUGAGCUAGCUUCAUUGUCUCCUCCAUUGCCAUUAAUAAGCACCGAACCGCCGUUAAAAUGAAUUUUUCGGAAAACCGUUCUUUAUUUUGCCGAAGGACAGUGACGCGAUUGUCUUACAGUAGAAGGCUACGGUAGCUACACAACAGAUUGAGUUAACAUAUUGUUCACAAAUUUCUAACUGGCUGUUAUUACUUAUGGUUUCAUUGCCAUAAAAAGUAGGCAUCGAGUCUGCCAUUAGAAGUAUUUUAUUAGAAAGUCCAAUUUUUUGAUAUUGCCAAAAGACGGUGACUAUGUUCUCUUACAUUGAAAGGCUGAGCUAGCUUCAUUGUCUCUUCCAUUGCCAUUAAUAAGCACCGAACCGCCGUUAAAAUGAAUUUUUCGGAAAACCGUUCUUUAUUUUGCCGAAGGACAGUGACGCGAUUGUCUUACAGUAGAAGGCUACGGUAGCUACACAACAGAUUGAGUUAACAUAUUGUUCACAAAUUUCUAACUUGCUGUUAUUACUUAUCGUUUCAUUGGCAUCACACUGCAGUGUGAACACAACCCAAUUGUCACUUCAGGUACACCAAAAAAGAAACAUAUCAUGCUAGCAGGGUAAAAAGAGGGGUCAACUCCCGUUUGAUUUUCGGACUAAAAACAAGAAGUUUGCAGGUUUCUCCCACGCUGUUAGCAACUAACCAUUACCAUGCUAGCAUGCUGGAUUUCCCUUAGUGUUUUCAACGUGCUAACAGUCGAAGUGUCACUGACUGGACGGGAUUUGUGUGAAACAAGUUCAUAGAAAGUGUUUCAAAUGGUGCUAAUUAACAUUCACUACUAGUCAGUCAAGUUGUUUUGUAAACCUUUAGUUGGAUUUGAAAGAAAAACAAAACUUGUUUUUGAAGCAAAAAUGCUCAGCAGAUGUUUAAAUGAAGUCUGUUACUUGAAGGCUUUUUUGUCUCCGCCUCAGAAAACUGGCAUUCUAUUCCGAAACUAAACUCCAGUAAGUCGUGUGUAAAUUGAUAGCUUUUAUAAUUUAUUUGCCAAAAUGUAAUAAAACUCUUUA